AUGGAGUGGGAGUUCAACCUGCUGCUCUACCUGGCGCUCUUCUUCUUCUUGCUCUUCCUGCUCUUCCUGCUGCUCUUCGGAGUCAUCAAGCAGCUGAAGAACUCCGUUGCCAGCACGGGCGCCGUCCAGCCGGGGCGCCACUCUCUGCGCGGAGAGCCCUGGGGCUUUUGCCGCGAGCAAGCCCUCUGA
Molecule: messenger RNA, 189 nt
Organism: Eublepharis macularius
Lineage: Eukaryota; Metazoa; Chordata; Lepidosauria; Squamata; Eublepharidae
Gene: SMIM43
Product: small integral membrane protein 43
Exons: 1
Coding region: 1-189 (62 amino acids)
Source: RefSeq, a predicted model, not a curated record